AACGAGAUACCGAGAUCUUCCACUGUAGUCGAAGUCUAAAUCCAAGCCUCACCCAUCCUCCCAUGUAAAAACUCCAAAAUUCCACCUCUAAAAUCCAAAAAAGAAUUUAUUAUAAAAAAAAACAAAAUGGGCUCGUCAGCAGUUGCAGCAGCAGCAGCGGCAGCACCGUCUGUGCUGUCAUCCCUUCACCGCCUCUCAUCUUCACUCCACUCUUUCAGACUCCGUUCCCUCUCUCGCGUUUCUUGCUCUCUUUCUUCCCGUUCUUCCUCUUCCUCUUCCUCUUCCUCUUUACAGUUCAAUAUCUCUUUUGCUCCCCCUAAUCCAAAACCCAAACCCAAACCCACUGAAUCCGACCCGCCAAUCUCCCUCGCCGACCUCUCGGGUCCCAAUGGCCAGCUCUUCAUCCCCUGGAUUGUCCGCGGCGACGAUGGCAACCUCAAACUCCAGAUGCAUCCUCCUGCCCCUCUGCUUCAUGCCAUGGCCCACGCUGAAACCAAGAAUAAUAAGAAAAAGACCAAGAAGAAGAAGGAGAGCGUCGAGAAGCGCGAGCCCAAGUUUUCCAAGGCUUCCAGGAGGUUCUACAACGAGAAUUUUAGAGACUCCGAGCAGAGGCUUAGUAAGGUUCUCGCUGCUUCUGGAGUGGCAUCAAGAAGGAGCAGUGAAGAACUUAUUUUCGAAGGCAGAGUGACUGUUAAUGGUUCUGUUUGUAAUAUUCCUCAGACCCGUGUCGACCCAUUAAGGGAUAUCAUUUAUGUCAAUGGAAAUCGGCUUCCCAAGAAAUUGCCUCCUAAGGUUUAUCUUGCUCUUAACAAGCCAAAAGGGUACAUUUGCUCAUCUGGGGAGAAAAAGUCUGUGAUGUGUCUAGUUGAUGAUUAUUUAAGGAGUUGGGAUAAAAGAUAUCCAGGGCAACCCAAACCACGACUAUUUACUGUUGGCCGCCUUGAUGUUGCCACAACUGGGUUAAUCAUAGUGACCAAUGACGGUGAUUUUGCUCAAAAACUUUCACAUCCUUCAUCUAACUUGUCAAAGGAAUAUAUUGCAACUGUAAAAGGUGUAGUUAAUAAGAAGCACCUGAUAGCCAUCAGUGAGGGAACGGUCAUUGAAGGUGUUCAUUGUGUCCCAGAUUCUGUAGAGUUGCUACCACCACAGCCAGAUAUGUCAAGACCUCGCCUGCGAAUUGUGGUUCAUGAAGGGAGGAACCAUGAAGUACGGGAACUUGUAAAAAAUGCUGGACUUGAGAUUCAUUCAUUAAAGCGCGUGAGGAUAGGCGGUUUUCGACUUCCAACAGAUCUUGGGCUUGGGAAGCACAUUUCACUAAAGCAAGGUGAUUUAUCGGCCUUGGGAUGGAAGAGUUAGGAAAGUUAAUGCUGACUGUUGUUCAGCUCCCUUCAUCUUCCUGCACUGUUCAUUCAGACAAACUGCAGCUUCAAGGUGCUGUCAGGAAUUCAACUCUGUCUUUUGUGCGGAAGUUUCUGAAUGGGAUCCCCUACCAUACCGUGGGAACAAUAUUGGAUCUCUAUUAUAGUUACAUUCAGUAUCUCAGUUGUGUUCAUUGCAGACAAGAGUAAAAUGUAAAACCUGAUUGUAGAAAUUGCUUCGAGCAGGUUCAUUUAUAUGUAUAGGUUUCAAGUGAUUGACAAAUUGCAUGCCACUGAAAUGGCAAUAUUGCAGAAGUUUUAUAUCAUCUAUUGGAGAUGAUGAGUUGUAAAAUUUUGAUCUUGAAUGAAUGUUGAAUCACAAUUUUGACAGUAAAAUACCUGGGUUUUCUGGUAUAUGUUAGGGUC
This is a messenger RNA of Ziziphus jujuba (common jujube), 1784 nucleotides long. Its product is annotated as putative ribosomal large subunit pseudouridine synthase SVR1, chloroplastic. NCBI's taxonomy places the organism in Eukaryota, Viridiplantae, Streptophyta, Magnoliopsida, Rosales, Rhamnaceae. Gene Ontology annotation, cellular component: chloroplast. The transcript is spliced from 10 exons. Gene Ontology annotation, molecular function: pseudouridine synthase activity; RNA binding. Gene Ontology annotation, biological process: pseudouridine synthesis; maturation of SSU-rRNA from tetracistronic rRNA transcript (SSU-rRNA, LSU-rRNA, 4.5S-rRNA, 5S-rRNA); maturation of LSU-rRNA from tetracistronic rRNA transcript (SSU-rRNA, LSU-rRNA, 4.5S-rRNA, 5S-rRNA). The record is from RefSeq and is a predicted model, not a curated record. The coding region runs from base 127 to 1356 and encodes 409 amino acids.